AUGGGAUCAUCAUCGUCCAAACCAGCACGCAAGCUGGGUUCCGAGGUGGCCUCUACAGUCUCAAGAGCCGCUCCUUCCGCUGCCAAGCCGUCCGCCAGCCCUGCCCCUGCGCCCACCUCCGGAAAAGCUCGUGUACCACCUACCGAGUACGGUGCUUCGACGGCAAAGCAAGGCUCCCAAUAUGCUCCUUCCGCAUCCACUCGGCGCGAGCAGGAGACACAGCGUCAGCGGCAGCAAGCGAGCGAGCACAAAUCGGCUGAUAUCAUGCGCGAUGCGUUCGACCCGCAGUUCAUGCAAAACUUGUCUCGAUUGGGACAGGUGAAGGUUCCAAAGAACGCGACCAAUUACCAAGCUACGGAUCAAAUGCUUCGCAUCCUAGAAGCACGCGAACGAGCCAAUCUCGACAACGUUCAUUCCGCCGACACCCUCUCCCCCUCAUCCACGACGCAGCAGACCUCUCCCUCCAAGCCCACCACCACACCUCGCAUCUCCGCCAACACCAUCACUCUCCUCCUGGACGAUCGAAAGCACUGCGAAACUCAAAAGGACCUCGAACGCCUGGCUCUCGAAUACGAUCUCCCCCUAGCAACCAUCGAAACGCUCGCCCAAUACUACAACUCCCCCACCAUGGGUGAAGAGAUCCGCGAUGAGGUGGAAGAGAAGCAGGAAGAUCAGGCCAACAGGCAAAACGAAAGGGAGGCUACAAAGGUCAGGGGUGUGUGGGUCGUGCCCAAGUUCCAGCAGCGGAUCGAGGCGUAA
This is a messenger RNA of Pseudozyma hubeiensis SY62, 759 nucleotides long. RefSeq lists its product as hypothetical. The coding region runs from base 1 to 759 and encodes 252 amino acids. The transcript is spliced from 2 exons. The record is from RefSeq and is a predicted model, not a curated record. NCBI's taxonomy places the organism in Eukaryota, Fungi, Basidiomycota, Ustilaginomycetes, Ustilaginales, Ustilaginaceae.